GGUCUCGCAGUUUCGUCUCGUCCUCUCUCCCUCUCCCUCCUCUCGCCAAGACGCCAACGCCACCGAGUUUUCCCCCAACCAAAUCCUCGCUCGCUCCCCUUUCGCCCCCGUCCACCACCUCCUACAGUUCUCCAUACCACGGCUCCAUUCCGCCAGGAGGAACGAGGCGUCAAGGCCGCGGCUGCGCGCUCCGGGGGGCAGGAGCAGCAGCAGAGCGCCAUGGGCGCCGCCGAGAACGACGCGCCGCCGCGGCAGGAAGGCGCGCGAGGCAGGGGGGCUGCGCCGGCGCCGGUGCCGGAGUCGGUGGAGAAGGUCGUCGUCGUGGACCAGGCGCCGCCUCCGCCCGUGGCGAGGCUGCAGGCGCAGCGGCCGCUGGCGCCGCUGCAGGUCACCACGCAGGCGCCGCCGCCGCCCAUGUCCGUGGCCUCCGGCGCCGUCGAGCCGCCGCCGCAGGUGGCGGCGUACCAGCCCAUCCCGCAGGCCCCACAGCAGGGUCCGCUUCCGUCUCUCAACUCGCACAAGUACACCAACGGUAUAACAUUGUGCGUCUUCCUGCUCCAUCUUGCUGCAGCGGGGUUCACCAUUGGCUUCUUCGUGUUCAAGAUCGUCCAGGAGAACACCCAUCACCCACAGUCCCGUAAUGCGCGGCGCGAACGCAGCCUGCUGCGUGAGUGGCUGCUGCCGGUGGAGGGUGCAGUGGCGCUGAGCAUUGUCCUAGCCUUUGCAUGGCAGAAAGCUGUGCGCACGUGGCCGCGUGCGAUGGUGCGCGUCAUCCUCUGGUCCAGCUUUGGCGUCACCCUUGGUGUGGGCGCGCUGCUCAUGAUCUUCUCUACGCUGGCCACGGUCGGGCUCGGCGUCGCCAUGGUGGUGUUCUCCAUCGGCACUGGGCUUUACGCCUGCUGGGUGACGCGCCGCGUGGGCUUCACCGCUCGGGUGUUCGAGCGUGCCGUGCAGCCUGUGGACAAGUUCCGCGGGCUGAAUGGCCCCGCGUACCUGAUGGUGGCGGCUGGGUUCCUGUGGAUCUCCGUGUGGUGCGUGGCGGUGAUUGGCGCGGUCAACUUCCGGUUCCCCGGGCUGACGAUCCUGGCGCUGGUGCUAAGCCUGGCGUGGACCGCGGAGGUGAUGCGGAACGUGGCGAACCUGACGGCGAGCCGGGUGAUCGCACUCUACUACCUGCGCGGGAUGCAGUCGAGCGUGCAGUUCAGCUUCCAGCGCGCGCUGUCCUACAACCUCGGCAGCGCCUGCCUGGGCUCGCUCUUCGUGCCCACCAUCGAAGCGCUGCGCAUCCUGGCACGCGGGCUGAACCUCCUGGAGGGCGAGGACGAGUUCAUGUUCUCCUGCGCGCACUGCUGCCUCCACGUCAUGAACGGCGUCUUCAGCUUCGGCAACAGCUGGGCCUUCGUCCAUAUCGCGGCGUACGGGCGGGGGUUCGUGCAGGCGUCGCGGAGCACGUGGGGCCAGUUCGAGGCGCUGCCGGGGAUGGCGGCGCUGGUGGACUCGGACAUCACGAGCUCGGUGUGCUUCCUGACGGGCGUGACGAGCGGCGCGCUGUGCGUGGCGCUGGCGGGCUCCUGGGCGUUCGCGACGCACCGGCACUACACGGCCACCGUGUCGCUGCUGGCCUUCUUCGUCGGGUACCUGAUGACCCGGAUCGGCAUGGCGCUGCCGCAGGCGUGCGUGGGGUGCUACUACGUGUGCUACGCCGAGAACCCCACGUCGCAGCUGUUCGACAACACCAUCCCGGCGCAGAUGCGCAAGAUGCAGGAGGGCUGCGACCCGGUCGUCGUGCCCACGCCGCGGUUCCCACAGCAGCGCGCCAGCGCGUGACCGGCCGGCUCUCCUCCGCCCCGUACCGUUCGUCCAAUCCACCUUCCCCAUCCUUCCUCAGGCGUGAUCCGGUCUGCGCAGCUCCAUUUGACCCGGUGACCCGGUGGCGGCUUUUGCAGUCGCGUGGAAGAAACGGAACUGGAGCUGGAGAGUAGAGUGUCUCAGGAUAUCUCCCAGCCAUACUGCCACAUCGCAAAGCUUACAAAGCAUUGUGCCUGUUUUUGUAAAUCCACCCAUUUUUUUUUAAUUGGUAGAGAUGAGGAAUCCCCAAUAUUUCGGGUGUGUAGACAGUUCUAUUCUUGGGUGUAGUUAAUGUGAAUAUUUUAAGUUCAUUUUUUGGUGACUCAAAAGACUUGAUUUGGUCAUGGUGACCGCAACACAAUAGCUCACUGUUUGAGCCUUUGAGGCCGGAGUAUGAAAACAAAA
Setaria italica (foxtail millet) is the source of this 2253-nucleotide messenger RNA. Its product is annotated as CTL-like protein DDB_G0274487. Bases 220 to 1827 code for a protein of 535 amino acids. The transcript is spliced from 4 exons. Gene Ontology annotation, molecular function: transmembrane transporter activity. Gene Ontology annotation, cellular component: membrane. NCBI's taxonomy places the organism in Eukaryota, Viridiplantae, Streptophyta, Magnoliopsida, Poales, Poaceae. The record is from RefSeq and is a predicted model, not a curated record. Gene Ontology annotation, biological process: transmembrane transport.